This is a messenger RNA of Fusarium oxysporum Fo47, 653 nucleotides long. RefSeq lists its product as uncharacterized. Gene Ontology annotation, biological process: negative regulation of apoptotic process; protein stabilization. The record is from RefSeq and is a predicted model, not a curated record. The transcript has a single exon. Bases 88 to 411 code for a protein of 107 amino acids. Lineage: Eukaryota; Fungi; Ascomycota; Sordariomycetes; Hypocreales; Nectriaceae.
CAGCUUCACCUUCACAGCUCCCUCUCCACUAAACUUCACCUACUCUGCACCCUCACCUCCACUUCGCUUCUACACAUCACAACAAUCAUGACCGACGAAACGCCCUCUCAGACUGCCAAGUCCGCCGAGGACCGCAAAGCAGCCUCCGCUCUCGAGAACCUCGACGCCGCAGACUCACCCUCGACACCACAAAACGUCGACGCCGACGCUGCCAACAAAGCCAUCAAGAGCCUCGGCGGCGCAAACAAGACCUCUACUACUGCCGCUUCCCAUAAGAACGUCAAGGUCGACGCUGCCGAUGUUGCACUCCUCGUUGAUGAGCUCGAGCUGCCAAAGGCAAAGGCGACCGAGUUGUUGAAGAGUAAUGAGGGUGAUGCUGUUAAGGCCAUGAGGGCGUUUAUCAAGGUGUGAGGGGGUACAAUUUGGCUUUGAGGUUCGAAUAAUCAGCUCAGGAAGAGAAUGGAAAAGUUGUCAUGAGGUAUGAUAUACCAAACACAAUCCAGACCUAUACAAGUGUCUGACAAUUUCGACAGUCACCUUCAAACGAGCCAGAAAUAUAAUGUCAAUCACCAUGAUGGAAUUAUCAGUAUGUCAAACACAAAAUAUGUGUACUUUAAUCAGUCGAUCCUCCAAACGCCGAGUCAAGGUCCUGU